GAUUAUAUAGUUAUGAAACUGAGAUCUGAUCUCAUAUCUACCGAGUACCCUCACAUUUUUUUGAACGGGUCCAUCUCUCUAAGUUGAGUUUCUUCUUUAUUUCUCUCUUUACUCUAUAAUCUUAAUAAUCUUAAUUAGUAUUGACCUAAAAAAUGGCUGAUGAAGCUCCUCCAACAGAGAAGAAAACAUCAUCCAUCGACGAUGUUAUUGAGAGCUGCAUCGGCUCAACAGGCAUCUGCCAACUUUUGCAGGCGAUGCUUGUGGUGUUGGCAUGGGUUUUCGACGCGCAACAAACCUUCGCCAACGUAUUCACUGAUGCCAAUCCAUCAUGGCACUGCACCAAUAAGAACGACUCAUCAUGCCUUUCUGCUAAGAGCCCCUGCGGCUUGCCCCGAGGCUCGUGGUCGUGGAACGAACCUAAGCACGCAUCCAUCAUAUCUGAAUGGAGCCUUCAGUGCUCUCCGCCAAUCAUAGUUGGAUUGCCUGCAUCUGCAUUCUAUUUCGGAUGUCUAGUCGGUGGUCUAGUCCUAGCUACGGCCGAUUCUCGACUUGGUCGGAAGACAAUGCUUGUGAUUUCCUGUCUCGUAAUGUCCCUAGCUGCCGGUUUGGCAGCGUUAUCUCCAAACGUGUGGGUCUAUUCAGUCCUCCGAUUCUUCUGCGGGGUUGCACGGGCAACUGUAGGUACGAGUGCUCUCGUUCUGUCUACAGAGAUGGUUGGUAAAAAAUAUCGUGAUAGGAUUAGCGUAAUGAGUUUCAUAUUCUAUAGUCUUGGAUUCUUGUCUCUCCCCGGGAUUGCUUAUUUGAACAGAGGCUUGUCAUGGGGGAAUAUUUAUCUAUGGACUUCAGUUCCUUGUUUCUGCUAUGCCAUUUUGGUUUACUUCCUGACCUGCGAAUCUCCAAGAUGGCUAUUUGUCCGCGGACGAAAGGAUGAAGCAAUCAGCACACUAAAGCGUAUAGCAAAAUCUAAGGGACAUAUCAUCAAUGUUGACUUUUCAAAUUUGUCAAUCCCCGAAGAAAAAUUUAGUGUCGGUAUGCUGUCCGCGUUGAAUACACUGUGCAAAAAGAGAUGGGCGUUCAAGCGAUUAACAAUGGUAAUGACAGUAGGCUUUGGAGUCGGGUCAGUGUACUACGGUAUGCCACUCAACGUAGGCAAUCUAGGCACAAAUCUCUACCUAAGUGUCGCAUACAACGCCUUAGCUGAACUUCCUUCGUCUCUAUUCUUCUUCUUCUUCAUGGACCGAAUCAGUCGAAGAUAUACAACCUUAGUCCUCACUUUGCUAAGCGGAGUAGCUAGUAUCUUGUGCGUGUUCUUGACUGCCAGAGGAUGGCAACUGGCAAUGGAGGUUCUCUCGUUCUGUACUGCAGUGUCUGUAUUUAAUGUGCUGAUGAUUUACACAAUGGAGCUGUUUCCGACUAGUGUGAGGAACUCUGCGGUGUCAUUGGUGAGACAGGCGCUCGUGCUCGGGGGAGUUUUUGCACCCUAUAUUGUGGCGGAAGGGAGGAAGUGGAGAUUCUUGUCAUUCGGAGUGUUUGGAUUGGCAGUCGGAUGUUGUGGGAUGUUUGCGGCUUUCCUGCCAGAGACGAGGGGGAGUGGAAUGAGGGACACAAUUGAGGAAGAAGAAUGUUAUGAGCAGAUUGCAUCGUUCGAUAUUAAUCCACGAGUUUGCCAAUGACACAGAGGAGCCUAUAAGAUGAUCUUGAUCUGUAGAAAAUAGCAACGCCAAUAAAAAUUAGCAAUUUUCACUUCGUAGAAAAUUGUAAAUUUGUAUUGUAUUUGAGUUAGAAAGCUCUUAGCAGAUAAUCACCCCCUGCGUUUAACAAUGUUUUUUCUUCA
Molecule: messenger RNA, 1834 nt
Organism: Asparagus officinalis (garden asparagus)
Lineage: Eukaryota; Viridiplantae; Streptophyta; Magnoliopsida; Asparagales; Asparagaceae
Product: organic cation/carnitine transporter 2-like
Exons: 2
Coding region: 153-1673 (506 amino acids)
Biological process (GO): transmembrane transport
Molecular function (GO): transmembrane transporter activity
Source: RefSeq, a predicted model, not a curated record